AUGGCUCAGAUCAAUUGCACCCAAGUGAAGGAGUUCAUCCUCAUGGGCCUCACGGACCGCCCGGAGUGGAAGAUGCCUCUCUUCCUGGUAUUCUUGUCCAUCUACCUCUUCACCGCUGUAGGCAAUCUAGGUUUGAUCCUGGUCAUUAGAAUAGAUGCAAGACUCCACACCCCCAUGUACUUCUUCCUUAGCAACCUGGCAUUUGUUGACUUCUGUUACGCUUCUGUCAUUACACCCAAGAUGCUGGGGAAUUUUCUGUACAAACAAAAUGUGAUAUCCUUCAAUGCCUGUGCAGCUCAGUUAGGCUGCUUUCUCACCUUUAUGGUGUCAGAGUGCUUGCUGCUGGCCUCAAUGGCCUACGAUAGAUAUGCAGCCAUUUGUAACCCUCUUCUCUAUAUGAUCACCAUGUCCCCAGGAAUCUGCAUUCAGCUCGUAGUGGUUCCUUACAGCUAUAGCUUCCUGAUGGCUCUGUUUCACACCAUCCUUACCUUUCGCCUCUCCUACUGUCACUCCAACGUCAUCAAUCACUUCUAUUGUGAUGACAUGCCCUUGCUCAGACUCACCUGCUCUGACACCAGCUACAAGCAGCUCUGGAUUUUGACCUGUGCUGGUAUCACAUUCAUCUCUUCUGUUCUGAUUGUCUCUGUGUCCUACAUGUUCAUUGUUUCUGCCAUAUUGAGGAUGCGCUCCGCUGAGGGAAGACGCAAAGCCUUCUCCACCUGUAGCUCCCACAUGCUGGCUGUCACCAUAUUCUAUGGGACCCUGAUCUUUAUGUACCUACAGCCAAGCUCUAGCCAUUCUCUUGACACAGAUAAGUUGGCUUCUGUCUUCUAUACAGUAAUCAUCCCCAUGUUGAACCCCCUGAUUUAUAGCCUCAGGAACAAGGAUGUGAAAGAUGCCCUGAAGAAAGUUACUAUGAGUAGAGACCAGGCUUUUGUGUUUCUGAAAGUAAGAUAA
Dipodomys ordii (Ord's kangaroo rat) is the source of this 957-nucleotide messenger RNA. Its product is annotated as olfactory receptor 8U8. The record is from RefSeq and is a predicted model, not a curated record. Gene Ontology annotation, molecular function: G protein-coupled receptor activity; olfactory receptor activity; odorant binding. The transcript has a single exon. Gene Ontology annotation, cellular component: membrane. Gene Ontology annotation, biological process: G protein-coupled receptor signaling pathway; sensory perception of smell. Lineage: Eukaryota; Metazoa; Chordata; Mammalia; Rodentia; Heteromyidae. Bases 1 to 957 code for a protein of 318 amino acids.